CUGCUGUAUUCCUAUAAUAGAUUGACUAUUGAAUACCCUCUUUCAUAGCUUUCGGGCGAAGUGCUUCUUAUUCAUUUAAAGAUAGGUAAGAGGUCGAUCACAUUAAUGGUGUGAUUGAGAAAGAGCCCUCUCCCCGGCGCCUAGCCCUUACUGCUCUGUGGGUGAGUGAGAUGGCUAACUUCAAAGGUAUAAUAGAUAUUCCCUCUAGGGCUAACAAAAGUGAUAUGAGUGCUUCUGCAGGUGAUUAAGGCCCCGUUCAGUUCUCUUCCGUAAGAAAUCCAUAAAUAGGUCGUCCCGACAAAAGCACAUACAAUGUUUCUACUUGAAAUAGCGCUUAGGAUUGCAUAGUUGACUAUUCCAACUCAGAAUCAAACAACACGGCAGUGCUAACGCAAGGCAACAUUGGAAAGCUACCGCUACGUAGGUGCCGCCCUGCAGAAUCAGAAUGUUAGCGCAACAGUGAGCUCACCCGAUAACAGUCAAUAAGUCUCGUCGGUUUCUUUAUCCUAUUAGAUUAGAGGAUAUCGGAUCAAAAGAGUAUGAGUAUAGAAUGUCGAUGCCCGUACCGCCUCAUCAUCAGACCCGUACAAGGCAGGUCUUUUCUCGUAUGGUAAAGUCUCUCUCUUUCUCAAAUAGUUGGAUCGUAUCGCCUUCUCUAGGCUAAAACACAUAUCAUUAUAUUAGUGGAGUGUAUUAUUCGGUUUUUUUGGUAUGCCGCUCCGCGAGCAAGGAGCGCCGCGAGCAGAGCGAGAGAACAAAGUGGGCUUUGGUGAUGUCGGAAUUUGAACCUAUUUGUAUCUAUUUGGUGAUGAGUCUGCUAGUUUCUUUGAUCUCACUCGGUGUUCCUUUUCCAUUUGCUUCUAAUAGUUCCACCUAUCCAGAAAAGUUGUCGGCCCAUGAAUGUGGUUCCGAUCCCUCUGGUGAUGCCAGAAGUCGUUUCGAUAUACGAUUUUAUCUGGUCUCUAUUUUAUUUAUUAUCCUUGAUCUGGAAGUGACCUUUUCUUCUCCUUGGGCAGUACCUCCCAACAAGAUUGAUCUGUUUGGAUUUUGGUCGAUGAUGGCGUUUUUAUGGAUUUUGACGAUUGGAUCUAUCUAUGAAUGGAAAAGGGGUGCUUCGGAUCGGGAGUAACUACUAGUGAUAGGGCA
This is a messenger RNA of Musa acuminata subsp. malaccensis (wild Malaysian banana), 1146 nucleotides long. The record is from RefSeq and is a predicted model, not a curated record. Lineage: Eukaryota; Viridiplantae; Streptophyta; Magnoliopsida; Zingiberales; Musaceae.